AUGAAUGACGAACACAACAAACGCCUCUCGGAUACGGUGGACAAGCUACUGUCUGAGUCCAACGAGAGACUGCAACUUCACCUCAAAGAGAGAAUGGCUGCCCUUGAGGAGAAGGUGCUAUACAACUUUGUUAACCAUAUGCUAAAUUAAGCUAAUAUUGCCAUUAAUGAUCAGUAAGUAUUUUUUAUCAACAUAAUCAACAGCAAACAUGAGUAAACUUGGCACAAUCACUUCUCCCCUCAUAUAGAAUUCACUGUCAGAGGAGCUAGCAAACAUGAAGAAAAUCCAAGAUGAUCUUCUAGCAAACAAGGUACAUAUCCUCCCCUUAUUGUAUCCAAUUGGUCAGAUUUCAUUAUGUACGUUGUUGCUGUACUUUACAUCUGUAUAUACAUGGAAUGAGGACAUCAGCUGUACUUUAUACCGAAUUAAAACUGCUAUGAAGACUUUGGACUGCCUUUAGGGCUAUACACUGACUUUUGCAAACCCUUUUUGGGAUACUAGGGUAGAUAGUUUACCCUCACUCUAAAAAGAAAAGGUUCCUGGAGUAUCCUUUAGGGGUUCUUCAAAUUGAAACUGUGGGGGAACCCCUAUAAGUUCUUUGAAGAACCCUUUUCUUCAAAGAACCCCUUUUAAUGUAUCCUCAAAUAACCUUUUGCAGAACCUUUUGGGGUUAAUUUUUUAACUACCCCCCCUCCCCUAUUAAUAUUAUUAUUAAUAAUACGCUUAACAAUAACAACAAUAACACAAUAUUGUAGUUGUCAGUGUUUAUUAUGAUUUUAGUAGCAAAGCAGAAUAAAAAAAUCAAAAUAUGAGGUAAACUCCAAGCAUAUCCUCUGGCAUUGUUAAUGUUCUCCGUAUCCAUAGCCAGAAUGAUUUUGCAGUGCAUAGUGAUCAAGCAGGUUUCCUGUUAUAUUCAUCAGAGGUGUAGGGAGGGUGAAGUCUGUGAAUCCAAAAAAUAGUAGUUAUAUGUACAUAUGAUUAACAAAACAUGCACACAACAGUAUUCAUACCUUGGUUUUUGUGGUAAAUGUGAAUUUAAAAAAAACUGUUUUAAUAAUGGUUUUCAUACACAUACCUUGUCCAUAAUGUAGAGGCCUAUGGGAUAUUCAUUGACGAGGUAAGGGAGGAGGAUGGUACAUCUGAUCUGCAUAACAUACCAAUACCAAUUGUCAUACCUUUGUAUGCCUCCUCAUCUGUAUACCUACAGACACAGACACAAAAGUGAGCAGUUCAGUCAUGUGCACCCAAUACAGCUAGCCUUAAACAUAUUCUUAUAGCAUACAUAUUCUUACCUCUUUGUUGAUUGAUAUCCAUUGAAUUGUGUCCAUUUUUUGUUUUAGAAGGAUUUGCACAAAUAUGAAAAGAUGGAUGGUAUCAUAAAACAAUAUGAAUUUAGAUCAUACAGUACAAGGGACAAAACUUACUUUAAAUUGAGGAGAUCUUUACAUUUUUCAGUUAAGCGCCUGCAUCUGCUGUCUUUCAAAUUCAAAUCCAAAUGUUUCAGUUGGGCAGUUAGGUUCCUGCAAGAACCCCCACAAACUAAGGAGGUUCCUCGAUAAACCCCACCUCCUAUGGGGUUCUUGGAAGAACCGUUUGGGUGCAAUUUUCAGUGCCAAGAACCCUAAGGUUCUUCAAAGAACUUUGAGGAUCUUAGAAGAACCUUUGUUGAACCCCACAUUUUUUGAGUGCUCCCCAGUCUCAAUAUACAACUUCAUCUUAAUCAUCGCAAGGGUUUAUGUGUUUCGCUGCAAGAACUGGAGACCAGUCACACUUCUCUGCACUGAUAACAGUAUUUUGAGACAUAGACUUUGGUGAUUAGUCAGUUCUGUCUAUUCUUUAGUUAUUCUUACCUGCUUCUGAAUCCGUUCUUUGUUUAGUUCUUUUUAAUAGGGCAAUAAAUGCAUGUAAAAAAUUUGGAACUUUUCUUUACUUGAAUAUCAUGUCAUCAUGUACUCUGCUCUCGUCUCUCUCUGCUAGGACCAGCUCAUAGCUGAGCUGGAGAGGAUUCAGAUGGAGCUGGAUCAACUGAGGGGCAGGCCUGGCUCUUCCUAUUCCAGGUUAGCCACAAUGGAGCUUCAAGGGUAUUUAUAAAUACAUUUUAUAAAAGCAUCAAAUAAACACAUUAAAAGCAUAAAAUAAACACAGUAAUGCACCCCUUGCUGGAGGAUGAUAUUAUGAACACUUUACCCCUCAUAAAAUAUACUUUCUAAAUGUUUGUUUUAUAUUUAGCAAAGAGACGAACAGGACAAAGAGUUGAUUUUAAGUUUACGUUGUUAUUCUCACUCAGUUGAUGUAGCAUUCAAUUUUUUUCUAAUGUAAUGAAUGUAACAAAUAAACCAUUAUUGUGAUUAAGGAUAAAAUGUCACAAUAACUCAAUUUGUUUGAAUAUUUGAAAUGUUAUUCAGAAAUGUAAUUUUUUUCAUUUCACAUUUUUUUAUUUUAUUGAGGAAAUGGCGGCAAUACAUUCUGAAAAAUGUGCUAUAACGAAUAAAGCAAUUGUAUUUUCUCAUCUCAUAAAAUCUGAUAAACUCUGUAGGGCGAGCAACGUGAGCUCACUUCCCUCCACCCUUUUUCGAAGAUCUCUUCCAGGGAGUGCCUCAGAGCUCCGGUACCCCCAGGGUGGUGGCUCCCUCCCAGCCGGCUACGGCAGCUCCUCUAGUGGCGUGGUGGUCCGGAGGGCACAUCGCGGCCGAUGGGCUCCCCCCAGGGAUGACAGCAACAAGGUGAGGAUCUCAUCGACUACCUACAGGGCUGUAGCUCCCUGGGGGCCUGGUUCCAUACUGUAUGGGCUAUAGCCAACCUCAUAAAAGAAAACAAAAGAAAUGGUGCACACUCUUAUGGCUCCAAUUUUACAUUUACAUUUGAGUCAUUUAGCAGACGCUCUCAUCCAGAGCGACUUACAGUUAGUGAGUGCAUACAUUUUUUAUUUUAUUUUUCAUACUGGCCCCCCGUGGGAAUCGAACCCACAACCCUGGCAUUGCAAACGCCAUGCUCUACCAACUGAGCUACAUCCCUGCCGGCCAUUCCCUCCCCUACCCUGGACGACGCUAGGCCAAUUGUGCGCCGCCCCAUGGGUAAAUGAAGUAAAUGUAAUAAAUACCAACGUUUCAACAGCUAUGCUGCCUUCAUCAGGGUUUCAACUCCUAACUCCUGUCCUACAACAUACAGUAUAGGACCAGGCUAGCUCCCUGGGUGGUGUCUAUUGUGUUUUCAUUAUUUGUGAUUGACUGAGUGACCUGUCACUCCUACAUAUGGGGGCCAUUUUGUUUGUGUUGUGACUUGAUAUGCAAGGAUAAAAGUAACUAACAGCAUUCCAAGUCAUGUUGGACCGCCUGUAGGAAAAACUCGACGAGGCAACCUUUCAUUUAAUAAUCUCUUUUUCCCUUUUAAUUAUUUCAUACUUUCUUUCUUUCUCUCCCUCUUUCUCUUUCUUUCUUUCUUUCUCCCUCCUAUAUCUCUUUCUCUCUCUCUCUCCUCCCCGGUCUCUCUGCAGUAUGGAGAGUGGGACAGUGGCAACAUGCUGGGUCCCGGGUUCGAGGGGGGAGUCGAGGGGGGCUGCUCAGAUGACGAGGAUGACAGGGAGACCCUGUUUGGCUCAGAGCUGCUCUCGCCCAGCGGACAGACGGACGUGCAGACCCUUGCCAUCAUGCUGCAGGAGCAACUGGAGGCCAUCAACAAGGAGAUCAAGUAAGUAUUCAGCUACACCGCAAACAGGAAUAAUGGGUUUGAGUUCCUAACAUACCUAAAAAUGCCUCAGAAAACAAAUUGGUUAGGUGGUAGAGAAAUAAGUGUAGCCAAUCCCCAGGUUCAAACCAGAGCAUGGGAGCUCAGCCUAACCAGUCAAUCACACUUCUCUCUCACUUGAGUAUCUUACCUAGUUAUUUUCUGAUGAUCUCAUUUUGUAGCUUUGGCAAGUAUGUGUGUGUUUCCCAUCCCAGUUCGCUCCUCUCCCUGUAUGUUUUACAGUUGCUCCCCACCCCGUGGCUGCAACCCUUCUAAUUUAGUGUACCCUGCACACACAAUCCAUGUGGAAUUCCUAGUCUCCGGUAGUGUUUGGAACUGCCGAUAUGCAGCCAAUAAGGCCUACACUUUUUGGCCCUGAUGGAGACAAGGAUUUCCCCAGAGAACACUGCUACUCCAGCUGCUCUCUCGUCAUCUGACUAUCUGUUUUCUCAUAGUUCGAGGGUAUUUGGUCAUCGGGGUGGUGGCACAGGGCUACUCAUUUCUCCUAAGUGGAGAUUUUCUCUUCUCCCCCUCACCUGUCUAUCUCCUCAUUUGAAUUCCAUGCUGUCACUGUCACUUGUCCACUCAAGCUUAACAUUGUUGUCAUCUACAGCCCACCAGGUGCCCUUGGAGAGUUCCUCAAUGAGAUUGACACCUUGAUAAGCUCAUUUCCCAACGAUGGCUCACCACUCAUCGUACUGGCCAACAUUAACCUCCCGACGCCUGACUUCAAUUCAUUUCUUUCCACCUCUUUCUUUCCACUCCUUUCCUCUUUUGACCUCACCCUUUCCCAGUCACCUCUCACUCACAAGGCAGGCAAUACGCUUGACCUCAUCUUCACUAGAGGCUGUUCGCUUACUAAUCUCACUGCAAACAGGAGACAAAGGGCUGUGAGACAGAGGUUUAAUCCUAGACACAUGAAAAGUGGGAUGUAUGCGGAGGGUGAGGGGCAACAGAAGACGAACAGCAGAGGGGCUGAGGAUUUUAGAGAUGGGAAAGGGCAGAUGAAACGGAGGGAAAGUUUACGGGACUCCACCCGGAGGGGCAGGUCCUGAGUGGAAAGCCAUUCCCUCUGCCCGAGCUGAUAGCGGGGAGCAGGGGUCCGGUGGCGAUCCACCUGUCGCUGAUACCUGGAUGUGGUUUUCAGAAGAGCGGCCCGGGCUCUCUUCCAGGUACGGCAACAGUGGCGGACGAACAUCUGGGCAGAGGGUAUGCUAACUUCUUCCUCUUGCUCAGGGAAGAGCGGGGUCUGAUAUCCCAAGGAAUACUCGAAGGGCGAGAGACCAGUGGCCGAGCAGGGAAGGGUGUUACGGGCGUAUUCCACUCACACAAGUUGCUGGCUCCAGGUGGUGGGGUUGGCUGAGACGAGGCAACAAAGAGCGUCUCUAGGUCCUGAUUGGCUCACUCCGACUGGGGGUGAAAACCAGAGGACAGGCUGGCCGACGACCCAAUGAGGGUGCAGAACGCCUUCCAGAACCGGGACGAGAACUGAGGACCACGAUCGGAGACCAUGUCGACCGGAAGUCCAUGGAACCGGAAGAGGUGCUGCACCAUGAGCUGAGCCCAUUCCUUGGCUGAGGGUAACUUGGGAAGGGGAAUAAAAUGGGUGGCUUUAGAAAACCUAUUCACCACCGUCAGGAUCGUGGUGUUGCCAUUUGACGGAGGAAGACCAGGAACAAAGUCCAGGGAUAUAUGGGACCAGGGGCGGUGAGGAACAGGGAGUGAUUGAAGAAGGUCAUCCGGGGCUUGCCGCGGAGUCUUAUUUUGUGCACACACAGUGCAGGCGGUGACAAAUGCGGAGACAUCAGGAACCAAGGAAUGCCACCAAAAGCGUAGUCGGAUGAAAGCCAGGGUCCGACGGGAGUCUUGAUGCCAUGUCACUCUCGAGGAAUGUGCCCAUUCCAGGACCGGGGAACGGGCAGAGUCUGGGACAAACAUCUGGCUGCGCCUUUACGGACCAGGCUCUCUAUACCCCAGAUGAGUGCAGCCACUAGACAGGAGGUAGGGGGGGAUGGUCUCAGGGGUCAGCCGGAGUAGCAGCGGAGCUAUACAAACGUGAGAGUGCAUCAGGCUUCACAUUCUUGGACCCCGGGAAGUAGGAGAGAGUGAAAUUGAAACGGGUGAAUAACAGGGCCCAACGAACCUGCCUAGAGUUGAGGCACUUGGUGGUGCGGAGAUAUUCCAGGUUCUUAUGGUCAGUCCAUGCUAUGAAUGGGUGUUCCGCCCCCUCCAACCAGUGCCUCCACUCCUCCAACGCCUUCUUGAUGGCGAGGAGUUCUCGAUUUCCCACAUCAUAGUUCCUCUCAGCAGGGGUAAGACGAUGGGAGAGAAAAGCGCAGGGGUGCAGCUUUUGGUCCUGGGCAGAACGCUGGGACAGGACGGCCCCCACUCCGACAUCUGAGGUGUCGACCGCCAACACAAACUGACGGGACGGGUCCAGAUGGAUUAAGAUGGGGGCUGUAGUGAAUCGAUGUUUGAGGUCCAAGAACGCCCGUUUAGCUGCUGGAGACUACGUGAAUGGACCUUGGGAGAGGUGAGUGCCGAGAGGGGGGAAGCCAGGGUGCUGUAACCCCGCAUGAAGUGACGGUAGAAGUUAGCAAAUCCCAGGAAACGUUGCAGCUGCACUCUGGAUGUGGGUUGAGGCCAAUCCACCACCUCUCUCACCUUGUCUGGAUCCAUCUGUGUGUGUCCUGCAGCGAUGAUGUAUCCUAGGAAGGAGAUGGUAAAGCGAUGGAAUUCACACUUCUCCGCUUUGACAAAAUGCUGGUUCUCCAGGAGAUGCUGAAGGACCUGUCGGACUUGGAGGACGUGCUCUUGAGCUGAACGGGAAAAGACAAGGAUGUCGUCGAGGUAAACAAACACGAACCGGUUCAGCAUGUCCCGGACCACAUCGUUGACCAGGGCCUGGAACACAGCGGGAGCGUUGGUCAGUCUCCAGGAGAUGCUGAAGGACCUGUCGGACUUGGAGGACGUGCUCUUGAGCUGAAUGGGAAAAGACAAGGAUGUCGUUGAGGUAGACAAACACGAACCGGUUCAGCAUGUCCCGGACCACAUCAUUGACCAGGGCCUGGAACACAGCCGGAGCGUUGGUCAGUCCGAAUGGCAUAACCAAGUACUCAUAGUGCCCGCUAGCCGUGUAAAAGGCUGUCUUCCACUCGUCUCCUUCCCAUAUCCGAACCAGGUGGUAGGCGUUCCGAAGGUCCAACUUUGAGAAGAUGGUUGCUCCCUGAAGAGGUUCGAAAGCCGAGUAGAUGAGUGGUAGAGAUUAACGUUUUUUAACCAUGAUGUCAUUAAAUCCCUGGUAGUCGAUACACGGACGCAGGGUUUUGUCCUUCUUCUCCACAAAGAAGAACCCUGCACCAGCGGGAGAGGCAGAUGGACGAAUACUCCCUGCAGCGAGUGAGCCCUCAAUGUACUCUUCCAUAACCUUGGUCUCCGGACCCGACAGGGAGUAAAGCCGCCCCCGAGGUGGUGUAGUGCCCGGGAGAAGGUCAAUGGCGCAGUCGUAGGAUCGAUGCGGAGGGAGAGACGUAGCGCGGGCCUUGUUGAAAUUCUCACGGAGGUCCAGGUACGUCCCGAGGCAGGCUGUGCCGACUUAAGACAAUGCGCAUGGCAGAACGGGCUCCAAUCCACGAUAGAACCAGUAGCCCAGUCGAUCAGGGGAUUGUGCUUCUGGAGCCAUGAAUACCCCAAAACCACGGGUACAUGGGGAGAUUCUAUCAGCAGGAACUGCAUACACUCACUGUGAUUUCCUGAUACUCGUAGGUUGAUAGGAACCGUAUUGCGGGUGACUCUGCCAAUAGAGCGCCCAUCCAGCGCUCUGACGUCCAUGGGAAUGAAGAGGGGUUGAGUGGAGAUUCCCAGCUCCGACACCAAGGUAGCGUCGAUAAAGCUAUCGUCGGCCCCAGAGUCAAUGAGCACCCGGAGAGAUGUGGCCUGGUCACCCCACAACAGGGUGGCAUGGAGAGGGGUACGAGUAAUGGGAGAUUGGUAAAUCCCCGUACGGCUCACCAGAGUGCUCGUACCUACUGAUGAGCCUGGUCUUUUUAAUGGACAGGUGGAAAUAUAAUGUCCUGUAGUCCCACAAUACAGCUCCUGGUGCUCAAUCUGCGUAAACGUUCAUCCGGAGACAAUCUAGCCCUUCCCAGUAGCUUGGGCUCUGGAGUAGUGCCCACGGGGAUUCCAGGGUGACAUCAGAUUCUCUCUGUAAGUUGGACGUUGGGAGGUGGGAGAAGUAGACGAGCGAGUGUGAACGGGAACAUACCUCCUCUCCCUCCUACGUUCCCGUAGCCACCCAUCGAUCCGUAAGGUCAAGGCGAUGAGGGAGUCGAGGUCCAUGGGAAGCUCCCAGGCUGCGAGCUCGUCUUUAACCUCCUCCGAUAAUCCGUGAAGGAACGUGUCGAAAAGAGAUUCCGGGUUCCAGGCACUCUCAGCGGCCAACGUGCGAAAAUAUACUGCGUAGUCUGCCACACUACGGGAGUUUUGACACAGUUUGAGUAGCAUCCGAGCAUCCUCUCUCCCAGACAACGGAGAGUCGAACACCGUCCUUAUUUCCGCCACGAAAUCCUCCAGCCUAAGACAAACGGUGGAUUGUUGCUCCCACACUGCCGUAGCCCAGGCGAGUGCCUUUCCGGGCGAGUGCCCUUCCGUUAUAAGAUACACUAUCUUUGAACAGUCCGAUGGAAACGAAGAGGGCUGCAGCUCGAAAAUGGGAGGGAAACGCCCAGCAGGUUCCCAGGAUCCCCCACGUAGCGCUCCGGAGGAGGUAGGCUGGGGAGAAGCACCCCUGGUAGCGGGGUUACUGAGAGUCUGGGAGGUUUCCGUUGUGGCUUGCUGCCUAAUAGAUAGUCCGCGGAAUUGUUCCAACAAUGCACUGACGGCAUGGUCAUGGUGUUCCGCCAAGGUGUAGAAUCCUUCCAUAAGGUUAAGUAGUAACUCCUUGUGUCUUCCAAUGGUGACUCCUUGUGAGGAGACAGUGUUGCAGAGCUGGUCCGAGUCUGCUAGGUCAGUCAUGGCCAGUUUGUACUAUCAGGGCUCAGGCUAAGACCCAGAUGCAGACACAGGAGGCGGAUAGUACGAGUCUCAGUUUAUUACAAAACAAGGGGCAGGCAAAAGGUAAGUCAAGGCAGGCAAACAGUCGUAAUCCAAAUCAGAGUCAGGCAGGUACAGGACAGCAGGCAGGAUCAGGGUCAGGACAGGCAGAAAGGUCAGAACUGGGAAGACUAGGAAAAACAAAAAAAAUAGAGCACAGGGUGUGACACUUUCUAGCACUCUAAAUUUCAAGCUUCUUUGCCCCAACCCUGGGAAACUCUUCUCCUCUUUCUCCUCCCUCUUUAAUCUUCCACCACCUCGCCCACCCUCCUCCCUCUCUGCGGAUGACUUUGUCAACCACUUUUAAAAAAAGCUGACAACUUCCGCUCCUCUUUCACUAAGCCUACUGAGUCCAAUUGGUCCCACACACACAGAACUCCCAUACACCUUGACCUCUUUCUUCCCCUCUCUCCAGAUGAAAUCCUGUGACUAAUGAUGUCCGGCCGCCCGACAACCUGCACACUUGACCCAUCACCUCCUCCCUUCUCCAGAUCAUCUCUGGGAGACCUUCUCCCAUUGCUCACUUCCCUCAUCAACUCAUCCCUGAACACUGACUUCAAGAUGGUCAGAGUCGCUCCCCUUCUCAAGAUACCAUCCCUUCUUUCUUUUCUUUCCAAAACACUUGAGCGUGCUGUCUCUGACCAACUCUCUCGUUAUCUCUCUCAGAAUGAUCUUCUUGACCCUAACCGGCUCACUCAACUGAGACCACUCUCCUCUGUGUCACAGAGGCUCUCCGCUCUGCCAAAGCUCUCUCCUCUGUUCUCAUCCUCCGAUAACUAUCCGCUGUAAACCAUAAGAUCCUCCUCUCCCCUCUCAGGGUUGGGCGUCUCAGGCUCUGCACACUCCUGGAUUGCAUCCUACCUGGCAGGUCGCUCCUACCAGUUGGCGUGGAGAGGAUCUACGUCUGCACCACGUGAUCUCACUACUGGUGUCCCCCAGGGCUCGGUUCUAGGCCCUCUCUCCUCUUUUCUCUUUACACGACAUCACUCAGCUCUGUCAUAUCCUCACAUGGUCUCUCCUAUCAUUGCUAUGCGGAUGACACUCAGUUACUUUUCUCCUUCCCCCUUCUGACACCCAGGUGGCGACACGCAUCUCUGUGUGCCUGGCAGACACCUCAGCUUAGAUGUCGGCCCACCACCUCAAGCUCAACCUCGACAAAACAGAGCUGCUCUUCCUCCCAGGAAAGGCCUACCCGCUCCAAGACCUGUCCAUCACGGUUGACACCUCCACGGUUUUCCCCUCCCAGAGUGCAAAGAACCUUGGCGUGACCCUGGACAACACCCUUGUCGUUCUCUGCAAACAUCAAAGCAGUGACUCGCUUCUCCGCACACUCCACUGGCUUCCAGUCGAAGCAUUCAUUAUCUUCAAGACCCUGGUGCUUGCCUACGGAGCAGCAAGGGGAACUGCACCUUCUUACCUUCAAGCUAUGCUCAAACCCUAUAUCCCAAUUCCGCCACCUCUGGUCUCUUGGCCCUCCCACCCCUACAGUAGGGCAGCUCCCCCUCAGCCCAGUCAAAGCCCCUUCUCUGUCGUGGCAUAAAAAAAUCUAAUUAAAUAAACAAAUAAAAAACACUUAUAUUUUCCCAUUAGCACUGACUUUGCUGCUACUUACUUUGUUGAGGGAAAAUGUACUUGAUACGAUUGUGAUGUGUUGUUGUCUCACCUAGCUAUUUUAAGAUGAAGUCGCUCUGGAUAACAGCAUCUGCUAAAUGACAAAAAUGUAAAUGUAAAUGUAACCAGUGGCGGCUCCUGAAAAAAUUCUCAGGGGGGGGCAAUUUUUCUGAUGAUUUAGGUGACCUACACACAUUUUAAAAAAGAUAUGUCCAGCAACAACAUGAAGACAGGGGCAGCAUAUAAGUCAAUACCAGAAGCAUUUAUUGACUGAUCUCAAAAGUGUUGGCUUACAAAAGCAAAAUAAGUUAUCACAGUAAAAAUAAUCAAGGGUGUUCUUUCACAUUCCUCAACACUGCAUAAACAAUAUGCAUUUCCAUAAAACACCUCAUCUAAUUGUGCCACAAAGUUGACAAGUCCAAGAAAAAUACCAGGGUUGGUGGAGCCCUCAGUUUCAUCUUUGCCUCGCAAAGCUAACUCAAACACUCCGCAAAACUUCACACACUGGAUUAGCCGGCUGAGGAUGUGGCGGUUCUUGCUAACCUCAUCGUUGUGGCGGCGGACAGCUAGCCUGUAUCCCUCAUCCAGUUGAGUGGCAAUGUUCACUCUCCCCAAAGCAGACAAUCUCAAACAGCUAUCCAUGUGGGUCUUUGACAGCUCAUGUUUCUUAAUCUUUUCUGAAAGAUGGUGCAUGUCCGUUACACCAGUCGCUGUCCAAGCGGUGCUGUCUGCCGUGCCGCCUUCAGGGUGAAAGAGUAAGCAGGGGUAGCAGAAGACUGCAUUAGCUACAUCGCAGCCUGCUAGCCAGGUUUUUCGUUCGUACCAAUUUUUGGAAAAUCCUCGGGUGUAGGACUUUCCCCCUUUAGUAGAAACCUGUUGAAUUAUUAAAUUUGGUCUGGGAGGUCCUAAUUGUUUCGUUGCCAAUUUAUCUUGAUUUGUUCGCCGACAAAAAGGAACUUCUUUCAAAGAGACAAUCGAGUUGCACUGAACGCUAGCCAUCUUGACAGUAGUACGUGAAUUGAUUGACGCUGCUACCCGCUCUUUUCUUAGUUACGUUCAUGGUUAUGUUACGUAUGACGAAAGCGCGUAAGUGCAAGCCCUCCCGGAACCCAUAGAGAUUGUAUUGAAAGCUCUGAUAUUUGAAAAAAAAAAAGAUUUUACAUGAGAGUCUAUGAGAGACUUCUGGGGCGAUUUUCAACCUGACUGAAAUCGCCCCAAAAGGGGCGGGGCCAUUUGAAGCACGACUUUAGCCUGAUUGGACAUUUAGUGGCAGAUCAGACGUCUAGAUUAGAACACUGAUAACUACUGUUGCCGUGAUAUAAUUGAUUAGAAAAAAAAUCCCUUCCUUUUCCCGUUUGGCAGUGCGUCGCCCAUAUCACCCUAAUGAACACACCGCCCCUGAAUGUAACCAUAGCUACAAUAACAAUACUAAUACGUUCUUAGAAUAGGUGGAAGCUCACACUGCUCACACAGGGAAGAAGCUGAGACUGGAAUAACAUUCUGAUAUUUAUUGUGGACAACGUCUCUUUUCAAAAUGGUACCAAGUAUUUUAAAAGUAUUGUUUUAUUGUUAAUUUCAUUAUCUUUCCUUUGCCAAUGACGAUAAAAUACACAAUAGUGUUCAGUCCUUGUUGACUAUGCCACUGCAAGGUAGGCCCGAAGUGCAGAUUAGCAUUAGUGCACUCGAGGAAUGGGCCGUGGUGAAAGUUCAGAGUUCUAGGAGAGUCGCGUCAAGGCCACCCACAACAUCCUCAUAAGAACUGCAAGACAGAGAACUGGGGACAGUUUGACGUUUGAAUCACUGAAUAACUCUGUCUAUCAGUCUAUGUUAAAUCAUCAGGAACAAUAGCAAAGCAAUAUGUCCACGGACUAAACCAAAUCAAAAUAGAGUGUUCCACAAAGACAGGAGAUCAUUCAAAUAAUAACUAAAGCUAAAACCCAAACUCGCUCCACUAGUCAAGAACACACACACAAGCACACAUAAGCACUCACCAGUAAUUCUACCACCAGCUACUAGUAGGCUACUAAAGCAAUUCCUGGCCUCGUCUUCUUCAAUUAUGUUCGCCUAGUUUGGACAAGCUCACCAGAUUCCCAGUAGUCGACGGGCCCUGUCGAACUCCCAGUGAGUGUGGUGUUGCGCCUAUACGUGGCCGCCAUCUGCUUCUUUCCGUCUGCUUCUAUUCGUCUACUUCUCGUCCGUGCUUGCUUCGUCGCUGGUUCUGUUAGCUAACUGGCUGUGGCUGUUGAGGUAGUGUUUGAUAUUGUAGCGAGUGCGGGAGGAGAGAGAGAGAAAGGUGUGUCCAUCCCUCAUUAUAAGGGGAUCCAAGCAAGUGCGCCCGUUCAGGUAAUCAGAGGCAACCUAACAUGAGUUGGGUUCACACAACAAAGGGGCCAGUUAACAGCAUGCAAUUGACACAUUGUAUACAAAUCACAUUAACCCCCUUUUGCCACAUAUGAAAUAUCUUCUAUCCCCAUUCAAUGGGGGAUCCAGAGGUCAAUUCCACAUACAAAAACACAUAUCUAAAAAUGACCUCUGCCUUUGCUUUGUACAAACCAGGAGUGAAUACCACAGAUACAGAAAGAAAGACUUACACCUCCUUUGCUUUACUCAAUCUAGAGGUUUAUUCCACAAGCAUAUUAUUAUGGAGUGAUACCACAAACAUGUAUUCCUCAUCUCAUUGCGGCUAUCCUCAGUUUAGGAGUAAAAUCAGGAGUUAUGUUCCUCUUUUUGUACCCUCUCCUCUCCUUAACUCUGUACUCCUGAGUGGCGCAGUGGUCUAAGGCACUGCAUCGCAGUGCUAACUGUGCCACUAGAGAUCCUGGUUCAAAUCCAGGCUCUGUCGCAGCCGGCCGCGACCGGGAGACUCAUGGGCGGCGCACAAUUGGUCCAGGGUAGGGGAGGGAAUGGCCGGCAGGGAUGUAGCUCAGUUGAUAGAGCAUGGCGUUUGCAACGCCAGGGUUGUGGGUUCGAUUCCCAUGGGGGGCCAGUAUAAAAAAUAUAUAUGUGUUCACUAACUGUAAGUCGCUCUGGAUGAGAGCGUCUGCUAAAUGAUGUAAAUGUAACUCCCUCUGUUUUCUUCCUCACUUUUCCACUGCCCUCCACUUGCCCCCUCCAUCUCAUCUCUCUUCCGCUCCUCCCCUUUCUCCUCUACUCUCUCUUUCCCCAUCUCCUCUCAGGCUGAUCCAGGAGGAGAAGGAGAGCACUGAGCUGAGGGCAGAGGAGAUCGAGAGCCGGGUGAGCAGCGUGGCCCUGGACUCCUCCCCUCUCCCCCCCUCCUCACUGGGCGGGGGCAGAGACAGUGUGGGGAGGGGCUACAUGACCCCCUCCCUUACCUCCUCCACCCUGGCCUCCCCUUCGCCCCCCAGCUCUGGACAUUCCACACCCCGACUGCCACAUUCCCCUGCCAGAGAGUCAGACAGACAGGUACAGUACCUUACGGCUGUGGCUAUCUGUGGUUGGACACAUUUUUCAUUUCAAUGUACAGUUGAAGUCGGAAGUUUACAUACACCUUUGCCAAAUACAUUUAAACUCAGUUUUUCACAAUUCCUGAUAUUUAGUCCUAGUAAAAAUUCCCUGUCUUAGAUCAGUUAGGAUCACCACUUUAUUUUAAGAAUGUGAAAUGUCAGAAUAAUAGUAGAGAGAAUGAUUUAUUUCAGCUUUUAUUUAUUUCAUCACAUUCCCAGUGGGUCAGAAGUUUACAUACACUCAAUUAGUAUUUGGUAGCAUUGCCUUUACAUUGUUUAACUUGGGUCAAAUGCUUCGGGUAGCCUUCUACAAGCUUCCCACAAUAAGUUGGGUACAUUUUGGCCCAUUCCUCUUGACAGAGCUGGUGUAACUGAGUCAGGUUUGUAGGCCUCCUUGCUCGCACACGCUUUUUCAGUUCUGCCCACACAUUUCUAUAGUAUUGAGGUCAGGGCUUUGUGAUGGCCACUCCAAUACCUUGACUUUGUUGUCCUUAAGCCAUUUUGCCACAACUUUGGAAGUAUACUUGGGGUCAUUGUCCAUUUGGAAGACCCAUUUGCGACCAAGCUUUAACUUCCUGACUGAUGUCUUGAGAUGUUGCUUCAAUAUAUCCACAUCAUUUUCCUUCCUCAUGAUGCCAUCUAUUUUGUGAAGUGCACCAGUCCCCCCUGCAGCAAAGCACCCCCACAGCAUGAUGCUUCCACCCCCGUGCUUCACAGUUGGGAUGGUGUUCUUCGGCUUGCAAGCCCCCCCUUUUUCCUCCAAACAUAACGAUGGUCAUUAUGGCCAAACAGUUCUAUUUUUGUUUAAUCAGACCAGAGGAUAUUUCUCCAAAAAGUACAAUCUUUGUCCCAAUGUGCAGUUGCAAACCAUAGUCUGGCUUUUUUAUGGUGGUUUUGGAACAGUGGCUUCUUCCUUGCUGAGCGGCCUUUCAGGUUAUGUCGAUAUAGCACUCGUUUUAUUGUGGAUAUAGAUACUUUUGUACCUGUUUCCUCCAGCAUCUUCACAAGGUCCUUUGCUGUUGUUCUGGCAUUGAUUUGCACUUUUUACACCAAAGUACAUUCAUCUCUAGGAGACAGAAUGCGUCCCCUUCCUGAGCGGUAUGACGGCUGCGUGGUCCCAUGAUGUUUAUACUUGCAUACUAUUGUUUGUACAGAUGAACGUGGUACCUUCAGGCGUUUGGAAAUUGCUCCCAAGGAUGAACCCAGACUUGUGGAGGUCUACAAUUUGUUUUCUGAGGUCUUGGCUGAUUUCUUUUGAUUUUACCAUGAUGUCAAGCAAAGAGGCACUGAGUUUGAAGGUAGGCCUUGAAAUACAUCCACAGGUACACCUCCAAUUGACUCAAAUGAUGUCAAUUUGCCUAUUAGAAGCUUCUAAAGCCAUGACAUCAUUUUAUGGAAUUUCCCAAGCUGUUUAAAGGCACAGUCAACUUAGUGUAUGUAAACUUCUGACCCACUGGAAUUGUGAUACAAUGAAUUAUAAGUGAAAUAAUCUGUCUGUAAACAAUUGUUGGAAAAAUGACUUGUGUCAAGCAGAAAGUAGAUGUCCUAACCGACUUGCCAAAACUAUAGUUUGUUAACAAGAAAUUUGUGGAGUGGUUGAAAAACGAGUUUUAAUGACUCCAACCUAAGUGUAUGUAAACUUCCGACUUCAACUGUAUGACUUCUUGGUUGUGGCUACCCAAUGGGUAAGGCUAAUUGAAAUUGCAUCAUAAUAUCAGUUUACAAUAAGAGCUGAUUGAGAUGGUGCUGAUGGAGAUGGUCAACUUGAGAACAAGAUGGAUGAGCUUCGUUUGAGAGUUUCCUACCAACGGGACGUGAAAAGUUAUAAUAUUCUAUGCUUUUCAGAAAUUUGGAUGACGGGCAAUAUGGACAUAAAACUCAAGGGUUUGUCUAUGCUUCGUCGCACCCGGACAGCAGACUCGGGCAAAACCAAAGGGGGAGGGGUGUGCCUCUUCGUAAACAACAACUGGUGUGCUGCUUCACUAGAAUACCUUAUGGUAAAUUGCACACCUUUUUGUCUACCAAGGGAGUUUUCAUCUCUAAUCAUCACUGCUGUCUACAUCCCACCACAAAACGAGAAUGGCACUAAGCAGGCACUCAACGAGCAUACAAGGCCCUCGCUUGCCCUCCCUUCGGCAAAUCAGACCAUGACUCCAUCCUCCUGCUUCCUGUUUACAAGCAAAAACUCAAACAGGAAGUACCAGUGACAUGCUCAGUAUGGAAGUGGUCCGAAGAAGUGGACGCUAAGCUAAAAGACGGCUUCACUAGCACAGACUGGAAUAUGUUCAGGGCUUCAUCCGAUAACAUUGAGGACUUUACCACAUCAGUCACGGGCUUCAUCAAUAAGUGCAUCAACAACAUCCUCCCCACAGUGACCGUACAUACAGUGGGGAAAAAAAGUAUUUACUCAGCCACCAAUUGUGCAAGUUCUCCCACUUAAAAAGAUGAGAGAGGCCUGUAAUUUUCAUCAUAGGUACACGUCAACUAUGACAGACAAAAUGAGGAAAAAAAAUCCAGAAAAUCACAUUGUAGGAUUUUUUAUGAAUUUAUUUGCAAAUUAUGGUGGAAAAUAAGUAUUUGGUCAAUAACAAAAGUUUCUCAAUACUUUGUUAUAUACCCUUUGUUGGCAAUGACACAGGUCAAACGUUUUCUGUAAGUCUUCACAAGGUUUUCACACACUGUUGCUGGUAUUUUGGCCCAUUCCUCCAUGCAGAUCUCCUCUAGAGCAGUGAUGUUUUGGGGCUGUCGCUGGGCAACACGGACUUUCAACUCCCUCCAAAGAUUUUCUAUGGGGUUGAGAUCUGGAGACUGGCUAAGCCACUCCAGGACCUUGAAAUGCUUCUUACGAAGCCACUCCUUCGUUGCCCGGGCGGUGUGUUUGGGAUCAUUGUCAUGCUGAAAGACCCAGCCACGUUUCAUAUUCAAUGCCCUUGCUGAUGGAAGGAGGUUUUCACUCAAAAUCUCACAAUACAUGGCCCCAUUCAUUCUUUCCUUUACACGGAUCAGUCGUCCUGGUCCCUUUGCAGAAAAACAGCCCCAAAGCAUGUUGUUUCCACCCCCAUGCUUCACAGUAGGUAUGGUGUUCUUUGGAUGCAACUCAGCAUUCUUUGUCCUCCAAACAAGACGAGUUUAGUUUUUUCCAAAAAGUUAUAUUUUGACCAUAUGACAUUCUCCCAAUCCUCUUCUGGAUCAUCCAAAUGCACUCUAGCAAACUUCAGACGGGCCUGGACAUGUACUGGCUUAAGCAGGGGGACACAUCUGGCAAUGCAGGAUUUGAGUCCCUGGCGGCGUAGUGUGUUACUGAUGGUAGGCUUUGUUACUUUGGUCCCAGCUCUCUGCAGGUCAUUCACUAGGUCCCCCCGUGUGGUUCUGGGAUUUUUGCUCACCGUUCUUGUGAUCAUUUUGACCCCACGGGGUGAGAUCUUGCGUGGAGCCCCAGAUCGAGGGAGAUUAUCAGUGGUCUUGUAUGUCUUCCAUUUCCUAAUUAUUGCUCCCACAAUUGAUUUCUUCAAACCAAGCUGCUUACCUAUUGCAGAUUCAGUCUUCCCAGCCUGGUGCAGGUCUAGAAUUUUGUUUCUGGUGUCCUUUGACAGCUCUUUGGUCUUGGCCAUAGUGGAGUUUGGAGUGUGACUGUUUGAGGUUGUGGACAGGUGUCUUUUAUACUGAUAACAAGUUCAAACAGGUGCCAUUAAUACAGGUAAUGAGUGGAGGACAGAGGAGCCUCUUAAAUAAGAAGUUACAGGUCUGUGAGAGCCAGAAAUCUUGCUUGUUUGUAGGUGACCAAAUACUUAUUUUCCACCAUAAUUUGCAAAUAAAUUCAUUAAAAGUCCUACAAUGUGAUUUUCUGGAUUUUUUUUCUCUCAAUUUGUCUGUCAUAGUUGACGUGUACCUAUGAUGAAAAUUACAGGCCUCUCUCAUCUUUUUAAGUGGGAGAACUUGCACAAUUGGUGGCUGACUAAAUACUUUUUUCCCCCACUGUACGUAUCCUAACCAAAAGCCAUGAAUUACAGGCAGUAUCCACGCCGGGCUAAAGGCUAGAGCUCCACAUUUUCAAGGAACAAUACAUAGGCAUGAACGCUUCCAAGAAAGCCCGCUACAACCACCGACUAGACAUCAAACACCGAAAAGGUCAAUAUAGGACUAAGAUAGAAUCCUACCAUACCGGCUCAGACGCUCGUCGGAUCUGGAAGGGUUUGCAGACUAUUAAGGAUUACAAAGGGAAACCCAGCCGUGAGUUGCCCAGUGACGCAAACCUCCCAGACGAGCUGAAUGCCUUUUAUGCUCGCUUCGAGGCAAACAACACUGAGCUAGGCAUGAGAGCCCCUGCUGUUCCGGACGACUGUGUGAUCUCGCUCUCCGUGGUCGAUGUGAGUAAGACUUUUAAACAGAUUAACACUCGCAAGGCCGCUGGGCCAGAUGGAAUACCAGGGCGCUUUCUCAGAGCAUACGCAGACCAGCUGGCAAGUGUCUUCACUGACAUUUUUAACAUCUCCUUGUCCCAGUCUGUAAUCCCAACAUGUUUCAAACAGACCACCAUUGUCCCUGUUCCUAAGAAUUCAAAGGUAACCCGCCUAAACGAUUAUCGUCCCGUAGCACUCACAUCUGUAACCAUGAAAUGCUUUGAAAGGCUGAUCAUGGCACACAUCAACACCAUCAUCCCAGACACCUCCUGUACUCCCUGUUCACCCACAACUGUGUGGCCACGCAAGCCUCCAACACCAUCAUCAAGUUUUCUAAAGACGACGGUGGUAGGCCUGAUCACUGACGACGAUGAGACAGCCUACAGGGAGAAGGUCAGAGACCUGGCAGUGUGAUGCCAGGACAACAACCUCUCCCUCAACGUCAGUAAGACAAAGGAGCUGAUUGUGGACUACAGGAAACAGAGGGGUGAGCACGCCCCCAUCCACUUCGACAGGGCUGUAGUGGAGCGGGUCGAGAGCUUCAAGUUCCUCUGUGUCCAUAUCACCAAGGACUUAACAUGGACCUCUCACACCAGCACAGUCGUGAAGAAGGCGCAACAGGUUGAAAAGAUUUGGCAGGCCCCUCAGCCCCUCAAAAAGUUUUACAGCUGCACCAUUGAGAGCAUCUUGACUAGCUGCCUCACCGCUUGGUAUGGCAACUGCACCGCCCUCAAUCACAAGGCUCUACAAAGGUUGGUGCGGACAGCUUAGUAUAUCACUGGGGUAGAGGUCUUCACGUAUCCACCUGUACCCGAAUACCGGGACCCGAUCCGGGAACGGAGCACGUCCAGAUGCAGAAUUCUAAAUAAUGUCACAGGUGUGGGUUAGAUUUGAUAUGAUUGUUACGGGUCUCGGGUAUGUGUAAUUGUAACUGACGUGUCCGGAAGGGCCCGUACAGAUCCGAAUGUGACUGCUGCAGUAGAGAGAGAGAUAAAUGUUAUUAUUUAUGUUGCUGCUCUUGCUUUUCACGAGAGCGGAGCAUGGCGCGUGUAGCUUGUUGUUGGCCAAUCAUGAGUCAUCAAAGUGGCAAUAGGCUACAGUCAUAGAGCCUUCCUCCGUGUGUGGCAAACGUUAGAUAUCUAAUCAAUGGAAGCUGGAAUUAAAAUGACAGAAUUAAAAGUUAAAGGAGAACGAUAGACCACAACGACCAAGAGCCAACAGGUAGGCUGCUACUUAAUAUUCUGAAUGGAGUUGUUGUUAUUUGUAACUAUAGGAUUAGAAAGCGCAUGCACUUCAGCCUCAGUUAGCCUAGCUAGCUAACGUUAGCUAGCUUAACUAACUUCUCCCGGUUUGAUGCAGUCAAGACAGGUACUACGUAAUCAUAUUUGAUGAUAAAUAACCUAGCUAUAGCAGAUAUUAGUCUAAUACAGCGUGAGUCGGCUUGGUUGGUUGCUGUCUCUCAUCUCUCACUCCCUUCUCCCCGUGUCACUCACAGUACGGCCCCUCCCCACCUGCUACAGCGGCACCGCUCUUCCUCCUCCCGCGCUUUAUCAGCACCGACACCAGUACUGUAGCUUAAAAAGUGAAUUUUCUGCUGCUUCCCUAACUUGGAUUGGACUGGGUUUGGAUCCGACCAGGUCUAUAGAGAACGGGUCAAGUUGUCCUCGGGUCCAUUCGGAAAGGGUCUCUAUAUUUUAAAAAUGAAUUUACGCAUAUCGGGUCCAGUUGGGAAAGCCCCAGGUCCAUUUCGGAAUGGGUCCAACUUUUUGGACCCAUGAAAACCUCUACACUGGGGUUGAACUCCCUGCCAUCCAGGACCUCUAUACCAGGUGGUGUCAGAGGAAGGCCCAAAAAAUUGUCAAAGACCCCAGCCACCUAAGCCAUAGACUGUUCACUACUACCGCACGGCAAGCGGUAGCGGAGCGCCAAGUUUGGGACAAAAAGGCACCUGAACAGCUUCUACCCCCAAGCCAUAAGACUGCUGAACAGUUAAUCAAAUGGCUACCCGGGUUGACCCUUUUUUAGAACUCUUUCUUACAUUGAUUCUAUGCACACUCACUGGUCUUUACCCACACACUCACACAUACAGUGCAUUCGGAAAGUAUUCAGACCCCUUCACUUUUUCCACAUUUUAUUACAUUACAGCCUAAUUCUAAAAUUGAUUAAAUUGUUGUUGUUUUUACUCAUCAAUGUACACACAAUACAGGUCGUUAGAAAUUUGUGCAAAUUUAUAAAAAUUUAUCACAUUUACAUAAGUAUUCAGACCCUUUACUCAGUACUUUGUUGAAGCACCUUUGGCAGCGAUUACAGCCUCAAGUCUUCUUGGGUAUGAUGCUACUAGCUUGGCACACCUGUAUUUGGGGAGUUUCUCCCAUUCUUCUUUGAAGAUCCUCUCAAGCUCUGUCAGGUUGGAUGGGGAGCGUCGCUGCACAGCUAUUUUCAGGUCUCUCCAGAGAUGUUAGAUCGGGUUUAAGUCCGGGCUUUGGCUGGGCCACUCAAGGACAUUCAGAGACUUGUCCUGAAGCCACUCUUGUGUUGUCUUGGCUGUGUGCUUAGGGUCGUUGUCCUGUUGGAAGGUGAGCCUUCAGCCCAGAGUGAGGUCCUGAGCACUCUGGAGCAGGUUUUCAUCAAGGAUCUCUCUGUACUUUGCUCCGUUCAUCUUUCCCUCGAUCCUGAUUAAUCUCCCAGUCCCUGCUGUUGAAAAACAUCCCCACAGUAUAAUGCUGCCACCACCAUGCUUCAUCGUAGGGAUGGUGCCAGGUUUCCUCCAGACGUGACGCUUGGCAUUCAAGCCAAAGAGUUCAAUCUUGGUUUCAUCAGACCAGAGAAUCUUGUUUCUCAUGGUCUGAGAGUCUUCAAGUGCCUUUUGGCAAACUCCGAGCGGGCUGUCAUGUGCCUUUUACUGAGGAGUGGCUUCCGUCUGGCCACUCAACCAUAAAGGUCUGAUUGGAGGAGUGCUGCAGAGAUGGUUGUCCUUCUGGAAGGCUCUCCCAUCUCCACAGAGGAACUCUGGAGCUCUGUCAGAGUGACCAUCGGGUUCUUGGUCACCUCCCUGACCAAGGCCCUUCUCCCCCGAUUACUCAGUUUGGCCGGGCGGCAAGCUCUAGGAAGAGUCUUGGUGGUUCCAAACUUCUUCCAUUUAAGGAUGAUGGAGGCCACUGUUUUAGGGGACCUUCAAUGCUGCAAACAAUCCUGUCUCGGAGCUCUAUGGACAAUUUGGUUUUUUGCUCUGACAUGCACUGUCAACUGUGGGACCUUGUAUAGUCCAAAUCAUGUCCAAUCAAUUGAAUUUACCACAGGUAGACUCCAAUCAAGUUGUAGAAACAGCUCAAGGAUGAUCAAUGGAAACAGGAUGCACCUGAGCUCAAUUUCGAGUCUCAUAGCAAAGGGUCUGAAUACUUAUAUAAAUAAGGUAUUUCCGUUUUGUUUUUUUCAUAAAUUAGCAAACAUUUCUAAAACCUGUUUUCGCUUUGUCAUUAUGGGGUAUUGUGUGUAGAUUGAUGAGGAUUUUGUUUAUUUAAACCAUUUUAGAAUAAGGCUUUAACGCAAAAUGUGGAAAAAGUGAAGGGGUCUGAAUACUUUCCCAAUGCACUGUACUUACACAUACACUCUAACACACACACACACACGCACGCUACAUACACUCACACACACAAAACACCUACACAUUCAUAUUGACUCCACACAAACACACACACACAUUGUCACACUCUCCACAUACGCUGUCCGGACUAUUUGCAUUGACCCCCCCUUUUUUUACGCUGCUGGUACUUGCUGUUUAUUAUCUAUGCAUAGUCACUUUACCCCUGCCUACAUGUACAUAUUACCUCAAUUACCUCGACUAACCUGUACCACCACACUUUGACUCGGUACCGGUUCCCCCUGUAUAUAGCCUUGUUAUUGUUAUUUUAUUGUGUUACUUUUAUUGAAUUUUUUUACUUUAGUUUAUUUAGUCAACUCAUAUUUUUCUUAACUGCAUUGUUGGUUAAGGGCUUGUAAGUAAGCAAAUCACGGUACGGUCUACCUAACCCUGUUGUAUUCGGCGCAUGUGACAAAUACAAUUUGAUUUGAUUUGUAAUCUGUUUGUAAUAACUUAAUUUCAACUAGUUUUUCCCGCUGGGUAAAGGAGCUUCUUCUUUAUGUCUGCACUGUGUUUGAUUGUGUUUGUUUGUGUGUUUGGUGAGAAAAACUAAUAUGGAAAACUGUGGUAUUACUGUUGCUGCAGGUCUAAAGUGUACUGUGACUUAAUCAAGCUGAAAUGUUUACAGUACAACAAAUAAUUGCAUUUUCUAUUGUGAUUUAAAUGGCUGGAACUGUUUAUAAGGUCAUUUGUUUGCUAGUUUGCUAGUUUAAAGGACAAAUCCACAAAAAAACUAUAUUUUGGUAUUUUUGUCAUUAGUCCACAGUUAAUACAGUCCCCAAAUGUUUUGCAUGUCAGCAGUCAAGACUUUUAAGAAGCAAAGUGUCACCGGCCACAUCAUGAUGAUACAAAAUGCUGUGAUGAUGAUGUGGCCGGUGACACUAAAAUAGUUCCCUACAGUGACUCAAUUGAACUGAUUCUCUGUCAAUACAGAACAGCAAAGAGGGCGACGACUGCCGGGCGCUAGCAUUGAUUGACUCCACACCUCCUCCGGUUCCUCGUGCUCUGCGAUUGGACAGAAUGACUCACACACACCCAGGGGCUGGGCUGGAUGAUCACCGCGAAUUCCGCAGGUACAGUUAUUACUUUAGUCAAUAUUGAGACAAUGUUGUGUGGUGUUUGUGUGUUUGCUGGGAAGCUAGGUAAUGGCAUUGAUAUGACUCCCUAUUGAAAUUAAGGUUGAAUAAAAUAAAAUCUAAAAUACAUUAAUGCCAAUAGAAUGGAUAUAUAAUAGACUAGAUUACCAACUAUUUCAGAGACAAUCAUGUAUACUGAGCAAAAAUAUAAACGCAACAUGUAAAGUGUUGUUCCCAUGUUUCUCUCACAUUUUGUGCACAAAUUUGUUUACAUCAGUGUUAGUGAGCAUUUCUCCUUUGCCAACAUAAUCAAUCCACCUGACAGGUGUCGCAUAUCAAGAAGCUGAUUAAACAGCAUGAUCAUUACACAGAUGCACCUUGUGCUGGGGACAAUAAAAGGCCACUCUAAAAUGUGCAGUUUUGUCACACAAUGCCACUGAUGUGUCAAAUUUUGAUGGAGUGUGCAAUUGGCAUGCUGACUGCAGGAAUGUCCACCAGAGCUGUUGCCAGAUAAUUUAAUGUUCAUUUCUCUACCAUAAGCCGCCUCCAAUGUUGUUUUAGAGAGUUUGGCAGUACUCACAACCAGCCUCACAACCGCAGACCACGUUUAUGGCAUUGUGUGGGCGAGCGGUUUGCUGAUGUCAAUGUUGUCAACAGAGUUCCCCAUCAUGGCGGUGGGGUUAUGGUAUGGGCAUACAUAAGCUACGGAAAACGAACACAAUUGCAUUUUAUCUAUGGCAUUUUGAAUGAACAGAGAUACCGUGACGAGAUCCUGAGGCCCAUUGUCGUGCCAUUCAUCCGCCGCCAUCACCUCGCGUUUCAACAUGAUAAUGCACAGCCCCAUGUCGCAAGGAUCUGUACACAUUUCCUGGAAGCUGAAAAUGUCCCAGUUCUUCCAUGGCCUGCAUACUCACCAGACAUGUCACCCAUUGAGCAUGUUUGGUAUACUUUGGAUAGACGUGUACGACAGAGUGUUCCAGUUCCCGCCAAUAUCCAGCAACUUCGCAUAGUCAUUGAAGAGGAGUGGGACAACAUUCCACAGGCCACAAUCAACAGCCUGAUCAACUCUAUGCGAAGGAGAUGUGUCACGCUGCAUGAGGCAAAUGGUGGUCACACCAGAUACUGACUGUUUUUUCUCAUCCACGCUCCUACCUUUUUUUUAAAGGUAUCUGUGACCAACAGAUCCAUAUCUGUAUUCCCAGUCAUGUGAAAUCCAUAGAUUAGGGCCUAAUGAAUUUAUUUCAAUUGCCUGAUUUCCUUAUAUGAACUGUAACUCAGUAAAAUCUUUGAAAUGGUUGCAUGUUUUUGUUCACCAGUGAUGUUCUGUGAAUAAUUUGCAACCACCAGUAGUCAGGACUCUCUCCACAAAGCCAGCAAGAAGAAGAGCAUCAAGUCCUCCAUUGGACGCCUGUUUGGGAAGAAGGAGAAGGGGAGGAUCGGAGGACCUGGGAGUCAGUCUGCCUCUCUAGGUAAGUCAAUAUAGAGGGUUGACCAUGUGUGUGGUGUGAGGGUAAGAAACAAUGAAAGGUUGCUUGUAUUUUGCACACGAAGUGUUUACUUAUACAGUAUACACUAAUAUACACUGAGUAUACAAAACAUUAAGGACACCUGCUCUUUCCAUGACACAGACUGACCAGGUGAAUCCAGGUGAAAGCUAGGAUCCCUUAUUAAUGGCACUUAUUAAAUCCACUUCAAUCAGUGUAGAUGAAAGGGAGACAGGUUAAAGAAAGAUUUUUAUGUCUUGAGACUAUUGAGACAUGAGCUGUGUUCGAAUACCCAUACUAACAUACUGUAUACUACAUACUUAAUGGGUAUAUACUACAUACUAUAUGCUAGUUCAUUUUAGUAUAUUGUAAACUAACGGUAUCCUUUCAGUUGAGUGUACUAGCGCUUCGCCUGUCUACCAGAAGUUGAUGCUGUUGCUAUGCAACUUCUUGCUAGCUGGUUAGCAUAAUUAACAAAUGACUAGCUAGACAUCUUACGACUUCAUUAACAAUGUCCACUUGUCUGUCGGCCCUGCAUUAAAGACCAUCAUUGGUUAAAGAACAUUGUGAUAAAUAAGAAACUACACCAGUUUCAUUUAAAGACCAAAGGAUUGACAGCUGUCCCAUAUAGAUUGCAAAAUAGUUGGGAAGAGAUUUUUGACGUACCGAUUCCAUGGCAAAUGGUUUAUAAUAAUAAUAAAUAAUAUGCCAUUUAGCAGACGCUUUUAUCCAAAGCGACUUACAGUCAUGCGUGCAUUAUUUUUUUUAUUUUUUUUGUGUAUGGGUGGUCCCGGGGAUCGAACCCACUACCUUGGCGUUACAAGCGCCGUGCUCUACCAGCUGAGCUACAGAGGUAGCUUAGUGGUUAAGAGCGUUGUGCCAGUUACCGAAAGGUCGUAGGUUCUAAUCCCCGAGCCGACUAGGUGAAAAAUAUGUCGAUGUGCCCUUGAGCAAGGCACUUAACCCUAAUCGCUCUGGAUAAGAGCGUCUGCUAAAUGACUAAAAUGUAAAUGUAAUGAACUGAUACGCAAAACGACGCCGGAUUCAAAACUUAUAAUUUUUCAAUUUAAAUUAUUAUACCAAAUUCUUGCUACCAAUAGAAUGUUAGUUAUAUGGGGGAUACAAUCUUCCCAGCUCUGCAGAUUUUGCUGCGAAGAGACUGAAUCAUUAGAUAAUUUGUUUUGGUACUGUCCAUUUGUAGCUUGUUUUUGGUCACAGGUCCAAGAAUGGCUGAAGGAUUGCAAUAUUUACCUGGAGCUAACCCUGCACUACUGGGUGAUCUGAAAAGUCAUAGUCAAUCGAUCAAUAAUAUAAUAAUACUUUUAGCAAAACAUUUUAUAUUCAAUUUACAAUCUGUAGAAACAAUGAGAAUAGAAGGGUUUAGAACUUUUGUGAAACAUCACAGUACAGUUGAAAAAUAUAUGGCAAAUAGAAAUCCAAUAUGGAUGGUGUUAAGAGAUAGAUGGGAGGGGUUGAAUGGAGCUGAAGGUUGGGACUAAUAACAACUAAUAACAACAAAAUAACUAAUGUAAAACAUACUGUGUCCAUAAUAAGUUAAUAGGUUAUAGGUUGAGAACUUUUGUGAAAGAGCACAGUUUGAAAGAUAUGGCAUAUAGAAGCAAACCGGAUGGACAUCAUGAAAAUGAUCGGAGAGGUUGAGAGUAGAAGAAGUAAAAACAAACAAAAUAUAAUUAUUGUAAAAUUGACUGUAAUAAAAUGUAUAUAGUAUGUAUAAGCUGGAAGUAGAUGCCUAAGCAUUGUUGUUCACUAGUUGGGUGGUGGGGUUGGAAAGUAAUAAAGGAACAAAUAUAUUUUUUUAAGGAUAUGUAUAUAUAUGUAUGUAUAUGUAUGUAUUUCUAUGUAUGUAUGUGUAUAUGUACAGUGAGGGAAAAAAAGUAUUUGAUCCCCUGCUGAUUUUGUACGUUUGCCCACUGACAAAGAAAUUAUCAGUCUAUAAUUUUAAUGGUAGGUUAAUUUGAACAGUGAGAGACAGAAUAACAACAAAAAGAUCCAGAAAAACGCAUGUCAAAAAUGUUAUAAAUGGAUUUGCAUUUUAAUGAGGGAAAUAAGUAUUUGACCCCCUCUCAAUCAGAAAGAUUUCUGGCUCCCAGGUGUCUUUUAUACAGGUAACGAGCUGAGAUUAGGAGCACACUCUUAAAGGGAGUGCUCCUAAUCUCAGCUUGUUACCUGUAUAAAAGACACCUGUCCACAGAAGCAAUCAAUCAAUCAGAUUCCAAACUCUCCACCAUGGCCAAGACCAAAGAGCUCUCCAAGGAUGUCAGGGACAAGAUUGUAGACCUACACAAGGCUGGAAUGGGCUACAAGACCAUCGCCAAGCAGCUUGGUGAGAAGGUGAUAACAGUUGGUGCGAUUAUUCGCAAAUGGAAGAAACACAAAAGAACUGUCAAUCUCCCUCGGCCUGGUGCUCCAUGCAAGAUCUCACCUCGUGGAGUUGCAAUGAUCAUGAAAACGGUGAGGAAUCAGCCCAGAACUACACGGGAGGAUCAUGUCAAUGAUCUCAAAGCAGCUGGGACCAUAGUCACCAAGAAAACAAUUGGUAACACACUACGCCGUGAAGGACUGAAAUCCUGCAGCGCCCGCAAGGUCCCCCUGCUCAAGAAAGCAUAUAUACAUGCCCGUCUGAAGUUUGCCAAUGAACAUCUGAAUGAUUCAGAGGAGAAUUGGGUGAAAGUGUUGUGGUCAGAUGAGACCAAAAUCGAGCUCUUUGGCAUCAACUCAACCUGUCGUGUUUGGAGGAGGAGGAAUGCUGCCUAUGACCCCAAGAACACCAUCCCCACCGUCAAACAUGGAGGUGGAAACAUUAUGCUUUGGGGGUUUUUUCUGCUAAGGGGACAGGACAACUUCACUGCAUCAAAGGGACGAUGGACGGGGCCAUGUACCGUCAAAUCUUGGGUGAGAACCUCCUUCCCUCAGCCAGGGCAUUGAAAAUGGGUUGUGGAUGGGUAUUCCAGCAUGACAAUGACCCAAAACACACGGCCAAUGCAACAAAGGAGUGGCUCAAGAAGCAGAACAUUAAGGUCCUGGAGUGGCCUAGCCAGUCUCCAGACCUUAAUCCCAUAGAAAAUCUGUGGAGGGAGCUAAAGGUUUGAGUUGCCAAACGUCAGCCUCGAAACCUUAAUGACUUGGAGAAGAUCUGCAAAGAGGAGUGGGACAAAAUCCCUCCUGAGAUGUGUGCAAACCUGGUGGCCAACUACAAGAAACGUCUGGCCUCUGUGAUUGCCAACAAGGCUUUUGCCACCAAGUACUAAGUCAUGUUUUGCAGAGGGGUCAAAUACUUAUUUCCCUCAUUAAAAUGCAAAUCAAUUUAUAACAUUUUUGACAUGCGUUUUUCUGGAUUUCUUUGUUGUUAUUCUGUCUCUGACUGUUCAAAUAAACCUACCAUUCAAAUUAUAGACUGAUCAUUUCUUUGUCAGUGGGCAAAUAUACAAAAUCAGCAGGGGAUCAAAUACUUUUUUCCCUCACUGUAUGUAUAUGCAAGAGAAAAAAACAUAUGGGGGAUUGGAAGUGAUGCAGACAAUUACAUUGAUGGAAGUUACAAUCUAUCUGCAAUAUUUAAAGCUGAUCUACCCCGUAAAAAAUAAAUAAAUACAAAAAUACUAGGAAAAAAUACAAAAAAACAAUGUCCACUGAGAACACACAAUGACUAUACCAAUUAGCUAAGCUAAGAAUGACGUGAAUAAUCAAGUCAAUAAACGUUGGGGUAGUUAAUUAGAUAGCAUAUAAAUUAGUUAAUAUACUGGCAAGUUCGAUGUAUUAGUAGCCAACUAACUUAAGGAUGGUAGCUAGCUAACAUAUCUGUACAUACAAGCAACUUCUGUAAUGAUAUGCUAUGUGGUUCGUAAGGCUAGCGAAGCUAACAAAUUGUCAGACAUCAUAACAUGUAAUGUAACUUAUUUGAAAAGGCAUUACUUUAUUACAUUGCUCAACGUUUUCUUAAUAUUUGUCAUAAUUUGUUAAAGCAAUGAAUUUGUAUCUGCUCUCGUCGGACUUCGGCUGCAUAUUUUCCACCAUUUUCUUCAAAUCUGAAAAUGUUGUGAAGCCAUGCCCAUUUUCUGAAGAAUUUCAUUAUGGGCCCUAAAAGCACGGAAAUAGUGUCCACUGCUUGUAUACUUCAUAUUUUGGCGAAUGUAGUAUGACAUCCUGGAACUUUUGGCAUGCUAACUAUAUCCAUACUAUGACCAAUAAGCAUACUACAUACUCAUUUUACGUCACAAAUAGUACUGUUAGUGCGGUUAGUAUGAGUAUUCGAACACAGCUAUGGAUUGUGUAUGUGUGCCAUUCAGAGGGUGAAUGGGCAAGACAAAAUAUUUAAGUGCCUUUGAAUGGCGUAUGGUAGUCGGUGCCAGGCGCACCAGUUUGUGUCAAGAACUGCAAUGCUGCUGGGUUUUUCACGCUCAACAGUUUCCCGAGUGUAUCAAGAAUGGUCCACCACCCAAAGGACAUCCAGCCAACUUGACACAACUGUGAGAAGACAUUAGAGUCAACAUGGGCCAGCAUCCCUGUAGAACACUUUUGACACCUUGUAGAGUCCAUGCCCCGACUAAUUGAAGUUCAACUAAAUAUUAGGAAGGUGUUCCAAAUGUUUGAUAUACUUAGUGUACGCAGUUAUACCAAGAAGAAAAAAAAUCAACCAAGGUAGCUACUUUCUAUGUUUUUAGAAGAAAAACAAAUGAUUUAUUACAAGACAGAUUGUCCAGUAAUCAUGUGGAGUAGUUUCUCACAUGACCUUUGACCUCUCCCUCAGCCUCCACGCCCUCUGAUGACCUGGGCACAGCCGACCCCCUGGGCCUGGCCAAGAUGGGAACUGGCACCGUGGAGAAAGAUCGCCGCAGCAAGAAGAAACACGACCUGCUAGAAGAAGCAUGUCGCCAGGGUCUACCCUUUGCUUCAUGGGAUGGCCCCACCGUGGUCACCUGGCUUGAGGUAUGAUGUCUCAUUGGUGAACUAUCUGGGAGAAAAUCAUGUGCACUGUUUUUCCUUGAAGGUGCCUCAUCUUACUAUGAAUUAAUCUGAAUAAUGUACAUGAUGAACAUAUUAAAUUCAGCCUUAUUGGCAGGGAAUAUGUGUGUAAAUAUUCCCAAAGCAGAAACAUCUUCUCCCUCCUCUUCCUUUUCCUCUUCCUCUUAGUUGUGGGUGGGUAUGCCCGCCUGGUAUGUUGCGGCGUGUCGUGCCAAUGUGAAGAGCGGUGCCAUCAUGGCCAACCUGUCGGACACAGAGAUCCAGCGGGAGAUUGGCAUCAGUAACCCCCUGCACCGCCUCAAACUGCGCCUGGCCAUCCAGGAGAUGGUGUCCCUCACCAGCCCCUCGGCACCGGCCAGCACACGCUCCGUAAGUGUUACAGCAUAUACACGCACAAACACGCACACAAACAUUAGCGUAUGCUCAGUAACAUACUUGCUACAAAUCCAGAAGUUUGAAUAAGUCUGAGGGAAAAUGUAUGCAAACUGUAAUCAUAUCCUUAUUCUUUUCCCAUCUGAAUCUCAAAUUGUCCUCGAUGACAUCACAGUCGACCAGUGAUAUAUGGAUGACUCAUGCUGAAAUGGAGUCACUGACCGCUGCCAUAAAACCAGUAAGCUGUUUUGCCUAUCUCUCUCUUUUUGUAUUUGCUUUAAGUUCUCCUACACACAAUCUCAUUUCAAAAGUGAUUUAAUCUAUGUUAGACAAAUUACGACAUCCCAAGACUUUCGUCCAACUAAAUUAUCUAACAAUAUUCUAUUAAUUCCAAACUGUAUAAGAAUUGAUAGUACACAUCCAACUUGCUUGAAAUCAACAAGCAACUUGAGACUAUGCUGAAUGAAAUUCCAUUUAUGAUUUGUUUUCUUUGUCUUUGUCUCUGAUUAGGCAUGUGUCGCUGCACCUUUUCCCCACUACUCCCCCAAAUUCUCUUUGAGUGUAGUGUUUCUCAAACUAAUUUUCAUUCACUAACAAACUAUUCCUCCUUCUGCCCCUCCUUCCUUCCAUCUUCUCCUCUCCAUAACGCCUCCUGUCAUUUACCGUAAAAACACAUCCUGGCAAUCGUUCCUUCUCCCUCUCCCUCCAUCUCUAUCCCUUUUUCUCUCUAUCCCUUUGUUUUGCCUCCACUGAAGGAAGUGAAGGAGUUCAGCUGGGACCAGGUGAGAUGUUGUUGUAGUUUUUGUCAUGAAUAUUAUUGUCAUGAUCAGGAAAUUAAAUCAAUGAUAUCACAUUGCAAACAGACCAUAAAUCCCAUGCAGCAAUACUUGAUCAAAACUGUUACAGACUUUUAGUCCGCUUCAAAAUAAAGUUUCCACUAUACUCAGGACCAGGCUUGAGGUUAACUCUAUCUCACAGGAGAUUUUGGAAGGAGAUUUUGAAAAUGGAAAUAAACUGUCUCUCAAAGGACAUCAAUUCUCUCUCUCUCUCACUCUCUCUCUCUUUUUUUUACCCUCUUUUUCUCUAUCUCUUCCCUCCAUCCUUCUCUCCCUCUUCCCCUAUCUAGAUCCUUGCCUAUGGGGACAUGAACCAUGAGUGGGUAGGGAACGAGUGGCUUCCCAGCCUGGGUCUGCCCCAGUACCGCUCCUACUUCAUGGAGUCCCUGGUGGACGCUCGCAUGCUGGACCACCUCACCAAGAAGGAGCUUAGGGGACAGCUUAAAAUGGUGGACAGCUUCCACAGGUUGGAUUCAAAUCAUUUCAAUCAAUGUUUACUGUCAUCCAAAGGCAAUCUGUGAAUGGAAGCAGAUUCAUGCCAAAAAUGUUGGUAUGGAUUUGGCACAAAUCUGCUUCCUUAAUUUGUGUGCCGCAUGAAAACAUCAAAGGAAAUAAACAGCAAAGAUGCGUAGGGGAUGGGAAUAUUAAGUGAAAGGGCAUCUUGUCUAGUGUCCUCUGCUUAGUUACAUAUUUCUACCGAUGGUUUUUCCAUGUAUUUCUUAUCAACAUUUCUUUCAUUCCUCUUCUAUAUUCAAGAGUUCUUCUUUUCUCUUCUCUUCUCCACUUUAGUUUGUCUGCAUCAGGAUUUUACUGCGGUUGUGUGUUUGGUUGUAAGGACAUCGACAGUAACACUAUCUCUUCUCUUUCGCUUUCUGCGGGCGAGAGCUCUAGGUCGAGGGAGAGCGAGGAGGAGGCGAGAGAGAGCGAGAGGGAGGAGAGCGCGGAGAGAGCGAGAGACGAGGAGCUACGAGAGAGAGAGAGACAGAGAGAGCGAGAGACUCAGAGCGCGAGAGAGCGGAGCGCGCAGAGAGAGAAAGGAGCGAAGAAAGGGAGAGAGAGCAGAGAGGAGAGAGAGAGAGAGAGAGAGAGAGAGAGAGAGAGGAAGAGAGAGAGAGAGAUCUUCUCUCUCAGGAGUCGAUCUCGCCUCUCUCUCUCUCUCUCUCACUCUCUUCUCUCUCGCUCUCUCUCUCUCUCUCUCUCUCUCUCUCUCUCUCUACUCUCUCUCUCUCUCUCGCUUCUCUUUCCUCUUCCUCUCUUUUCUCUCUCUCAGGGUAAGUCUGCAUUAUGGCAUCAUGUGCUUGAAGCGUUUGAACUACGACAGGAAGGAGCUUGAAAGGAGGAGGGAUGAGAGCCAACAUCAGAACCAAGGUGAGAAUACUGUACACAGGUAACUUGAGACGUAACAUAUUUCGGGGCUCGUUUGGACUUUGAUAUUGCAAAUGAUUGUUGUAUGGCAAACAAUUCUAUUCCUUCUGUCUCUCAAAUGCUCCUUUUCACUGUAUUUGUAACCCCACUUGAUUGUUGUUGUAAUACCUGAGUCUUUCUGCCCCUCCGUAGAUGUGAUGGUAUGGUCCAAUGAGCGAGUGAUGUGUUGGGUCCAGGCCAUUGGGCUAAAGGAGUUUGCAGAUAACCUCACAGAGAGUGGGGUCCAUGGGGCCCUCCUAGCACUGGAUGACACGUUUGACUACACUGACCUUGCCCUGCUCCUCCAGAUACCCAAUCAGAACACACAGGUACCUUACCUUCCUGCUAUAGAAGUCCAGUCAGAACAUGCGGGUACUCACCACUAUGCUAUCCAGUCAGAGCACAGGCACUCAAUUCUACUAUCGUAGUCUAAUCACAACAACCCUCAUUCACCACAAUCACCAACCUACUUAAUUUGCCUUACCUACAGUUGUUUGGUCAUUCAAUUUUAAUCAAGAUAAUCUUAAUCAUGAAAUCCCCUUCAUAAUCUUAAUUAUAAUCUUAAAACAUUCAUUAUUUCUCUCCCAGGCGAGGCAGAUGCUGGAGAAGGAGUACAAUGCCCUCAUCUCCAUGGGAACUGAGAGAAGGCCAGAUGAGGUAAAACAAAUUUAAAAAAUAUAGUUGCUACGUAAGACUAUUGCUCAUGAAGAUAGGCAAUAUUUUCAAGAUAGGCAGUUUGUUUCAACCAACAUUAACUGUUUGGGGGGUGCUUAUAUUUGUCCUGUUACACACAAGUGUGUAAUGGAAAUGUGUUUUUUUGCAUUUCCCAACUCCGCCUGAGACACCUGCAGGGAGUGGCUUCAAGGCCAGGGUCGCCAUUGUACAGCGAGCGACCCUGGAGUAAUUAGGGUUAAGUGCCUUGGUCAAGGGCACAGCAAAAAAAUGUUUUUCCUUGUCGGCUCCAGUAUUCGAACAAGCAACCUCAAGGCUACCUACCCAUGUGCAUGUAUUUUUUCCACAUGCUGUUUCUUUAGUAUACCUAACAAGCACUUGGGAAAUCGAAUGAAUUUCAUCGUACGAUAUUGUUUGUGUGUCAAUCCUCUGCGUCUCGUUGACAGGACGGCACUAAGACGUUCACACGCUCGCCCUCGUGGAGGAAGAUGUUCAGAGAGAAGGACCUCCGGGGCGUGACCUCUGACUCCUCAGAAACAUUACCCGCCAACUUCCGUGCCUCCGCCAUCUCCACGCCCUCCGUCACCCUGAGGAAAGUCCAGAGUGAAGGUGAGGUGGUCCUCUUCUUCAUGUCCUUCCCACUGGAAACCUGCUCUAUGAGUCAUUGGUUCCAUGCUGAUCACUAAUUUCAGUGUUAUUGACUGGAAGUCUAGUGUCAUUGACAGGUGUUUGAAAAUCGUAAUGCUGUCUGUUUCAGUGAACUCUGGGCCCAGGGGUGAGUCGGGGUCAGUGAGAACAUAUUCCUGCUAG
Messenger RNA from Coregonus sp. 'balchen', 33563 nucleotides. NCBI's taxonomy places the organism in Eukaryota, Metazoa, Chordata, Actinopteri, Salmoniformes, Salmonidae. The record is from the annotation of a GenBank genome assembly.